Molecule: messenger RNA, 1506 nt
Organism: Gambusia affinis (western mosquitofish)
Lineage: Eukaryota; Metazoa; Chordata; Actinopteri; Cyprinodontiformes; Poeciliidae
Exons: 2
Coding region: 409-1506 (365 amino acids)
Source: RefSeq, a predicted model, not a curated record
UCUGAAGGCCAUGUUGUAGUUCCGAGCUUCGCCACUAGGUGGCGCGGCCGUUUGUGAGUAGUAUUUCUUUUUCAUACCAAAACAUUGUUUGAGAAGCCGUGCAGGCCAGUAGACGUGGUGUUUGAAGGUGGUUUUGGGAUUUUGUUCGAGUGUGCGUCCAUAUGAAUGAACCACACACACACACUUAUGCAUACGCCUUCCUUCAAUCCACAUCCGGCCUGUAAACCAGUUUUAACCGGCUGAUUAAAGAGUCAAACCAUCACCUGGCUUCAUUAUUGGCUCGGGGUCAUCUGGGCAUCUAAUCGGUGCACAUUCUGCGAUCACCAUUUUCAUUCUGAACCCGAGUAGUGUAAACAACACUACAGCACAUGGUCCUUCGAGCCGGAGUGGAGUGAUUACAGUGUGAACAUGGAUUAUGACCCCGAGCGAGCAGGUGCACGUCCACGGAGGGCUGUGCGACCACCAGGAUGGAUGGCUGAAUAUGAUGGAUAUACACUGCCGUCAAACACUAUGUCGGAACAGCGUCAGACUAGAGAGGGAUAUGCCGAGACGACACCCUUCACCCAGACUUCUGGUUUUGCUGGAGCUGUCAGACAGACGCCAGUGUUACCCAACAUCCCGCAUGAGUUCAUGACCAUUGUGCAGCAACUGCAAGAAGAUAAUAAUCGACUUCAGUUGAUGGUUAAAGACAUGAGGAGGCAGAUGGAUCGUAAUGUUGCCACGGUGAGAUCAACUAGCUUACAAUUUGCACAGCAACCAGAUGGCUACAUUUCAACUGAUGACACCUGGCUCUCCACACGUCAAACUACGCAACCCUCUUCCCUGCAGCAGGAGCAGCUCAACGUAUCAUCUACACAAAAUGCAGCAGAGGAGUGGCCUGUACCGCCACCUCCAAUCUCCUUUCUGGGUGACUAUCCAGAUAUUCAGGAAGUACAGUGGGCUCCACUCCCUCCACCUCCACCAGCCAUUGUACAAGAGCUUAGCCAGCGUUUACAAGAGCUACAUGUACAACAACAAACCGCAGCUGCUGUUAGCAGAGAUCCUGACUUUCAACCCCGAGUGCCACAGUCCACCCCCUUAUCUCAACCACGAGCUGGACUUAGCUUGGACACCAACAUGCCCUCCCCUGCCCAAACAUUGGAUCCCACCAUGGCCAUAGCUACAAGGGAGAAGAUCUACAGGGGACCAUUGCCUUCUAUACCAGAGUUCACAAAGGAUGAUCCCAGGCAAUUUGCUAGAUUAAGACUCGCCCUUGAUAAUAUUCUCCCAGCCGACGCAACAGAGAGGUUCAAAUAUCAGGUACUAUGUGACCACCUUAAAUUUGAAGAAGCUCUUUUAAUUGCUGACUCAUACAGUAAUUCACUCUGCCCCUACUCUGAUACGAUGGCUUCACUCACUAAACAUUAUGGCCAGCCUCACCAACUGUCACUUCAGAGAAUAGCAGAGCUUAUGGAUGAGCCCAAUAUUAUACAAGUGACACAACAGGAUUCAGGAGAUUUGCAUUAA